Molecule: messenger RNA, 5226 nt
Organism: Hyla sarda
Lineage: Eukaryota; Metazoa; Chordata; Amphibia; Anura; Hylidae
Gene: NCKAP1L
Product: NCK associated protein 1 like
Exons: 31
Coding region: 93-3485 (1130 amino acids)
Biological process (GO): cell projection assembly; cortical actin cytoskeleton organization; cell morphogenesis
Cellular component (GO): SCAR complex
Source: RefSeq, a predicted model, not a curated record
UCACAAAUGUCUGCUAGCUGUUAGCACUCUCAUAGAUUUUUACUGAGUACUUUACAUACGUAUACAGACACUGAACGUAUAGGCAGCAUAAGAUGGCUUUGGGAUCAACGUACCAACACAAACUGGCUGAAAAGCUCAUGAUACUAAAUGACAGAGGCAAGGGAGUAUUGAUCCGUAUCUAUAACAUCAAAAAGACAUGCUCUGAUGCCAAGACAAAGCCUCCCUUUUUCACAGAUAAAUCAAUGGAGUCUUCUCUAAAAUAUAUCAGCAAGAAGUUUCCAAGCAUUGAUGUUCGCAGCAGCACGCAACAUCUUGGGCCGGUGCACAAAGAUAAAACUGAGAUCGUGAAAUAUUUGAAUGGUUACUAUUUGACAUUUUUGGAUGUGAUGGAGUUUAGAGAUCAUGUGUAUGAAUUACUGAAUACAAUUGAUGCUUGCCAGUGUUACUUUGACAUUAAUGUAAAUUAUAACUUUACGAAGAAUUAUCUUGACCUAAUAGUUACUUACGUCUCUGUAAUUCUGCUAAUAUCUCGAAUUGAUGACAGAAAAAUGCUUAUUGCUCUUUACAAUUGUGCUUUUGAAAUGCUACAAGGCCAGAGUGACCCAUCAUUUGCUCGUCUUGGUCAGAUGUUACUGGAAUAUGAGAACCCCCUGAAGAAGCUAAGUGAGGAAUUUGGACCUCAUACUAAGACAGUUACUAAUGCCUUGAUGUCCCUGCACUUCUUAUUUUGUCGGAGGACUCAGUCAGCAGAGCAGUGGAGAGGGGUCCAGUUAUUAAGCCUCCUUAGCAAUCCUGCAGCAAUGAUUUCUCCAUGUACUUCAGACACGAUGCCUUGUGAAUAUUUGUCUGUUGAGACAAUGGAGCGAUGGAUACUGAUUGGAUUUCUGCUUUCGCACAGUGCACUGAACACACACCCGGCAAGCCUGGAGCUUUGGAAACUGGCACUUCAGGGCUCCCACUGUAUCACACUGAUCCGGGAUGAUGUUUUGCUAAUUCACCGUGUUACUGAAGAUUUCUUUGGCAGCAUAAAAGGGUAUGGAAAACGAGUAGCAGAUGUGAAGGAGUGCAAAGAGCAUUUUAUGACAAACAGUGGCCAAUUUCACCGUGCCAGACGAAUGUUCCUCAGAGGGGCAGUGAAGGAAAUGGAGACUAUUUUAGCCGAUGAACCAGGCCUUUUGGGUCCAAAGGUUCUAUUUACAUUUAUGGCUUUAUCCUUUUGUCGUGAUGAGAUUAACUGGCUAGUGCGUCAUGCUGAGAACAUUACCAAAACCAAGAAUCCAGAAGACUACAUUGAUGUAAACAUAGCUGAGUUAAUGUUUUUAAUUGAAGAGGUCCGAGCACUCCUGCGGAAGAACGUGCCCAUCAUUCAGCGUUAUCAUCUACAAUAUCUGGCAAAAUUUGAUGCUUUGGUCCUCAGUGACAUUAUACAGAAUCUGACUGUUUGCCCAGAAGAGGAGUCUGUGAUCAUGUCAUCAUUUGUGAGCACAUUGUCUGCCCUGAAUUUAAAGCAAGUUGAAGACAAAGUGGCGUUUGAUUUUACAGCUUUGAGACUUGACUGGUUCCGGCUACAGGCUUAUACCAGUGUAGCAAAAGCCCCACUGUCACUUCGUGAAAACCCGGACCUGGGCAAAGUGAUGAACCUGAUAAUGUUUCACUCCUGGAUGCUGGAUUCCAUAGAAGAGCUGAUUACUGAGACCUCUGACCUAUCCAUUUUCUGUUUUCACGUUCGAAUGUUUGAGAAGAUGUUUCUGUUAACACUGGAAGAGCCGUCAGCUUUGCGUUACUCCAUUUCCUUUCCCCUGGCCUGUGUUCACUUCUUAAAUAGCACUCAUGAGAUGUGCCCAGAGGAGGCCCCUCAUCUGCUGAAUUGCAGCCUUGGGCUAUGUAACAACUUUCUGGAUGAAAUCAGCAAACAGGCCAGUAGCUGUAUCAUGGACAUCUGUGCUGAGCAGUGUAACCUCAGUGAAAAGCUGCUACCAAAACAUUGUGCAUCAACCAUCACCAAAGCCAGGAACAAGAGAUUGAAAAAAACACCACCCAAGAAAGCAGAGCCUGAAAGAGAAAAACCAGGGACCGAAAGUCAACGUAAGAACCGCAGUGUAACAACAAACAUGGACAAACUUCACAUAACACUUUGUGAACUCUGCCUGUCUUUAAACCAUAAGCAGAAAAUCAUGAUAUUUGACCAUGUGGUAACUCCAAUUGAGUAUCUGAGCUCCCACAUUGAGAAGAAAUUUGGGCGAGCCUUGGUUUUAUUGGUUAACUGGAAACCAAAUACUCGGGAGAUCCAACGUCCUUCAGAGGUUCUGAGUGCAAUGCGCUCUUAUCUCAGCACUCUGCAGUCCAUUUCCCACCUCGUAAAUAUUGAUGUUACCCGUACUAUUCGGAAUACCCUUUUACAACAAACCCAGGCACUGGAUGCGAAUGGAGAGCAAACCAUUACUGCAAUUUAUACCAACUGGUUCCUGGAAUGUCUCCUUCGUCAGGCUAGCGCGGGGUUGGUAGUGUAUUCUCCUACAAUGAAAUGCUUCAUUGAUAUACCCACAGAAAUGAGUGGCGAACAAGGACUUAAUGCUGAUGAAUACACAGAUGCAUCAGAGUUAAAGGCUUUAGCAGAGAUGAUUGGUCCCUACGGGAUGAAGUUUUUGAGUGAGAAUCUUAUGUGGCAUGUGACAUCUCAAAUUGGAGAGUUAAAGAAACUUGUUGUUGAAAACAUGGACGUACUGGUACAAAUCAGAUCCAACUUCAGCAAUGCCGAACUGAUGCCAACUCUGCUAAGCAAGCUCAGCUCUCCAGAAAGCUUGUUGAAAAGAAUGACCAUUGUUGGAGUAAUUUUGUCCUUUCGUUCUCUGGCAUUGGAAGGCCUUAGAGAGGUUUUUACAAACCACUGUCCUUACAUGAUGGGUCCAAUUGAAUUUCUUAAAGAUUGUGUUACUCCUGAUCUUGACAUACAGGUCACUCUCAGCAUAUUUGAGUUGGCAACCUCAGCGGGUAUCCCAUGUGAUGUUGACCCCAGUCUUGUGGCAGCCCUGUCAAACAUGAAAACAGAAAGCUCAUCACUGGAGGAAGAAUAUAAGUUGGCCUGUCUUCUACAAGUAUUUAUAGCCAUUUCCCUCCCACUCCUAGCUGCCGAUUCCCUUUCUGUUUACAACAUUCAAAAUGAUGGUUAUAAUAACAAUAUUCAUUGCCUGGCCAAGGCAAUCAUUCAAGUAUCUGCUGCCUUUUUUACUAUCUACCACAAGAACAUUGAGAUCCAUCUUAAGGAAUUCUUGCUGAUGGCAUCAGGGAGCCUGCUGCACCUCGGGGAAGUAACAGACAAGCUAAAAGCCAGGAACCGAGAGUCUAUUUUACUUUUGCUUCAUCUUAUUGUGGAAGAGUCUUCCUUCCUCACUGUGGACAUGCUGGAAUCCUGUUUUCCUUAUGUGUUGCUCCGGAAUGCCUAUCAUGAAGUCCACCGGACCUUUCCCACCAUAAUGUCUCCCUGAUUGAUGUUAAAGAAUGUGCCAGUUACUAUAUUAAUAUGCAUUUAUGAAGUGACCACCAUAUAGGGUCUAUUGCUUGUAAAACCUUUAAUAUUCAUCAGUGAUCACUAAGGUCUCAAUGCCACAUUCUUCAUUCUCUACAAUGCACAGAAUAAUGUAAUCAUUUCCAAAUAACUCCCACUGUGAGAUUUCUUUCUAUAUCAUGUUUAAUAGCAGAGUAACCAAACCAGUGUUUUCAGCAGAAGCAAACCCCAAAUAAUAACUGCAGAACAAACACAGAGGAUCCUGCUGCCAAUUAUAGAUGCCUGCAGCCAUUGUAAAUCUCACACCGCAUUGCUUUUAAAAUGCCAAAGUUGUCAUUGUUUUUCUGUCUUCUCAUUUGUUUUUCUGGACACUUCACUGAAAUCUAAUACAUGUACUAAAUGAUAUAUAAUGGUCCAUUAGCUGAGGAAAAGUUCUACUAAAAUCAAUGAUUUUAUGAGCUGUAAAGAGCCACCUUUAUUUCUUUUUGUUGUUUUGUAAUCUGCUUGCAUACGUCAGUUUUGCAAGUACUCCAGCAGAAUUUAUUUUUUUAUUUUUUUAACAUGCCCAGGCUUGCUGAAACAAAGAAAAACUGUACUUACCUUCCUUGGUCCCCCAUAUACUCCAUUAUCACUGGUCCUGGUCUCCUCCGGGCUCCACUUCCUAGUGCUGGGGGUCAAUAUGUCACAUUGCCGAUCAGCCAAUCUCUAGCUGAGGCAGGACAUGGCUGUGAUGGGCGGAACCUUAAUGUGACAUACUGACCCCCAGAAGUAGGAAGGGGAGCAUUUAAGCAGACAGCCUGGGCAUAUAAAUAAAAAAUAAAAAUAAAAAAAACUUUCUGCCGGAGUACGCAUUGAGCAUACAGGGCAUCCUGUUAUAGAGCAAGAGAGGCUGGGCAGAUUGAUAUAACAUUUUCUGACAAAAUAUUCAGGAUAAUUUGUAUUUUAUUUUUCAUGCAAAUCCUUGUUCAUUCUGAACUUAUAAGCCCAGUGGGUGGUCCUUUUCAGUGACAGCUACCCCUGUAUGCACAGUCAUAUGUGAAAGGUUGUCAAUCAGUAAGAAGGACUCCUACAGGACUUACAAGAGGUUUAAAUUAAAGGAGUACUCCGGGAUAAAAAAAAAAAAAACACGUAAGGAUAGGGGAGAAGAUUCAGAUUGCGGGGGUUCAACCACUAGGACCACCCGUGAUCUCCCAUAUGGGGUCCUUGGCUCUUUGCUGAAAUAGCUAGUUUUGACCACCGCAUGAUCACGCCCCCUCAAUACAUCUCUAUGGCAGAGGCAGAGGCUGCCGAAUGUAGUGCUCCGGCUAUACAGAUGUAUUGAGGGGGCGUGUCGGCUGCUGCGUCAUUCAGUGGUCAGGCAUGCCUCCUUGCCGCUGUCUGCCGGGGUCCCGUACAGGUGAUCGCGGGGGGCCUAGCGGUCGCCCCCCCCCCUCCCCCUGCGAUCUGAGACUUAUCCCCCAUUCUUAGAAUAGGGGAUAAGUUUUCUUAUCCCGGAGUACUCCUAUAAGUGACUAAAAUGUCAUAUUGAAAAUUUUCCUGCAAAACUACCAGUAUAUAUCAAUCUGCUCAGCUCUUCCUGCCCGCAGAUAGGAGACAAUGUUCAAAUAAAUAGGUUAACUUUAAUGAAUGAUAAUUUUUGCUGAAUUUAUAUGACAUCACUUUUGCAUAAUAUCUCAGAACUUCUUUUAUGAUCAUCAUAUAAAAUAAAGUAAUAAAUUAAG